Salvelinus sp. IW2-2015 is the source of this 1143-nucleotide messenger RNA. Lineage: Eukaryota; Metazoa; Chordata; Actinopteri; Salmoniformes; Salmonidae. The record is from RefSeq and is a predicted model, not a curated record.
AUUAAGAAACAUUCCUGAUGUACGCCUGCUCCUUCUCCAACGUGGAUAGCUCCAACGCUGGGGGGGGAGCAGGGGAAGAGGGCCCGCCGGUUGCCCCGUUCUGCCUCUGCUGGGCUGGGUUCCUCAGCCCUCAGCCUCUCUCUGGGCCAAGCUCCAGGCAUCGGCCCCGCUGUCAUGAUGGUGUCCAAACAUGUGGACGGGUCUCUCAAUCAGUGGGCGGUGACGUUCGCCGAGCGCUCGGCGUUCUCCAAUGUUCUAACCGUGUCUCAUACGUUCCGUUACUGCGGUCACCGGUUCCACCUCAACGACCAGGCGUGUCACACCGUCCUUCCCCUACUGCUGACCUCCUCCCACCACAACGCUCUCCUCACCCCCCCCUCCGCCCCCGGCAGCAUCGACCUCGACCAGCCACCCACAAACACACCUCCCCCCAGAGGACGGCGCAGGAAGCAGCUGCGUAACGCGGCCACCAGYACGUUCCAUGACCCGAACGCCAUCUACAGUGAGCUGAUUCUGUGGAGGGUGGACCACAUAGGACCCCUGUCCUGCACUGGAGGGGUGUCAGAGCUGGCCCGAAUCAACUCCCUACACACAUCAGCCUUCUCCAAUGUAGCAUGGCUGCCUACCCUGGUACCCAGCUCUGUGCUAGGUACGUACUGUAACAGUUCCAGUGCSUGCUUCGUAGCGUCAGACGGUAAGAACUUACGUCUCUACCAGGCUGUGGUGGACGCCAGGAAACUACUGGACGAACUGUCAGACCCUGAGACCUCAAAACUAGUAGGAGAGGUAUUUAACAUUGUGAGCCAGCAGUCGACAGCCAGACCAGGCUGCAUCAUAGAACUAGAUGUCAUCACUAACCAGUGUGGAUCUACCACCCAGCUCCUUCAUGUUUUCCAGGAGGACUUUAUUUUGGGGUAUAAACCUCAGGAGGACCCAGAGCUCUACACUACAUCCUACCCUUAUACCGAGGAGUACCACCCUACUCCGUUCUCUGAGAAGUUCUUCCUGGUUGUCAUAGAGAAGGACGGAUCUGAACAUGAAACUCUGUGGCUGCAGAUGUGGCACCUGCACUACAGUCCGUGCAGGCCUGUGUGGAGGAACAACCUGCUAAGGUCUCUUUCUCACUUCCCCCUUAAAGACUAA